This is a messenger RNA of Ostrinia nubilalis (European corn borer), 1125 nucleotides long. RefSeq names its product S-formylglutathione hydrolase. Gene Ontology annotation, biological process: formaldehyde catabolic process. The record is from RefSeq and is a predicted model, not a curated record. The transcript is spliced from 5 exons. NCBI's taxonomy places the organism in Eukaryota, Metazoa, Arthropoda, Insecta, Lepidoptera, Crambidae. The coding region runs from base 122 to 982 and encodes 286 amino acids. Gene Ontology annotation, cellular component: cytosol. Gene Ontology annotation, molecular function: S-formylglutathione hydrolase activity.
CACUCGUUUAAUAACCAGUGAUAACGAAUAACGCCCAUCGCUACUUCGGUCAUCGGUCGGUCCGGCUGUUCGAUUUCUCAUUUUUUCGAUCGCUAUUUGCAAAAGAUCAAAGUAAUUCACCAUGGACAAGUUGCAAUUAGUAUCGUCGAACAAAAUCUUCGGUGGCUACCAGAAGGUGUAUAGCCAUGAAUCUGCAGAAUUGAAAUGCAAGAUGAAUUUUUCAAUUUACCUCCCACCCCAGGCCGAGGGAGAUGUGAAGCUGCCAGUCAUUUUCUAUUUGUCUGGACUUACAUGCAAUGAACAGAACUUUAUCACAAAAUCAGGGUUUCAAAGAUAUGCUGCUGAGCAUGGAAUUAUUGUUGUGGGACCCGACACAUCUCCUAGGGGAGUGAAGGUGCCUGGUGAUGAUGAAUCAUGGGAUUUCGGUGUUAGUGCUGGCUUCUACCUUGAUGCCACCAAGGAGCCAUGGUCAAACAACUACAAGAUGGCCAGUUACUUGAACACUGAAUUAUAUGACCUCGUACAAAUAGCUUUCAGCAAUGUUGUGGACCCAGACAGAAUUGGGAUCAUGGGACAUAGUAUGGGAGGUCAUGGUGCCCUUGUAUCUACCCUAAGAAACCCAGGCCUUUACAAAUCAGUCAGUGCAUUUGCACCAAUUUGUAAUCCUACUAAAUGUCCCUGGGGAGAGAAGGCUUUCUCUGGAUAUCUUGGUGAAGACAAGAGUAAAUGGGUUGAGUGGGAUGCUACAGAAUUGGUUAAGAAGUACAACGGUCCUCCACUAACUCUGCUCAUAGACCAGGGAGCUGGGGACAAAUUUUACAUUGAGAAACAACUGCUUCCUGAAAACUUGGUGGAGGCUUGCCGUUCUGUUAAUGUGCCAGUCAUACUCAAAUUGCGAGAGGAUUACGAUCAUUCCUACUACUACAUCUCUUCAUUCAUCGGAGAACACUUUGAUUUCCAUGCAAAGAUACUCAAAAGUUAAAAAAACCGCCGCGCACUUGUGAAAAAAGUUGACUUAGUCAACUCUAAUCUACAAAUCAUGCAUUUUAAAGUGUAUUUACGUAUAUUUUUGUUGUAAAUAAUAUUUGUCACAUUAAGAGAUAAUAAUAUUACUAUGUUUAUAAA